AUGAGAAAUGCAACCCUACUUAAAAGAUUGAUAGAAACUUCUUUUGAUUCUAUUUUAUUCUGCCAAUUGGUUGAGGUUAAUGCACAUUCUUUAUUCAGUAAAUGGUUCUCUGAAACUGGUAAAUUGGUUGCGAAACUUUUUCAAAAAAUCCAAGAGAUGGUAGAGGAAGAUAACAGCCUGGUAUUUGUUUUGAUUGAUGAAGUUGAAAGCUUAGUUGCUGCUCGAAAUGAUGCUUUGUAUGGAUCCGAACCUUCUGACUCGAUUAGGGUUGUGAAUGCUUUACUCACUCGGAUGGAUAAAUUAAAAUCCUCGCCUAACGUCAUCAUCCUAACAACUUCAAAUAUUACAGCUGCAAUAGAUAUUGUGUUUGUCGAUAGGGCAGAUAUUAAGGCCUAUGUGGGGCCUCCAACCCUUCAAGCAAGGUAUGAGAUACUAAGGUCGUGCAUCCAGGAACUGAUUAUUCUUUUAUAG
Papaver somniferum (opium poppy) is the source of this 471-nucleotide messenger RNA. Its product is annotated as pachytene checkpoint protein 2 homolog. The record is from RefSeq and is a predicted model, not a curated record. The transcript is spliced from 6 exons. Bases 1 to 471 code for a protein of 156 amino acids. Gene Ontology annotation, cellular component: nucleus; chromosome. Gene Ontology annotation, biological process: meiotic recombination checkpoint signaling; reciprocal meiotic recombination. Lineage: Eukaryota; Viridiplantae; Streptophyta; Magnoliopsida; Ranunculales; Papaveraceae. Gene Ontology annotation, molecular function: ATP binding; ATP hydrolysis activity.